This is a messenger RNA of Aspergillus glaucus CBS 516.65, 1240 nucleotides long. RefSeq lists its product as uncharacterized. The transcript has a single exon. Bases 497 to 847 code for a protein of 116 amino acids. NCBI's taxonomy places the organism in Eukaryota, Fungi, Ascomycota, Eurotiomycetes, Eurotiales, Aspergillaceae. The record is from RefSeq and is a predicted model, not a curated record.
CCGAUUUCGUGUUAUGUGUACAGAGUCGACUUGGAGACUGGGUCUAUAACAAUCGCUGCAUGGAUAGAGAUUGAUGGGACUAAACCGUCAGUCUUCCGACUUGGGCUUGCGGAUAUUCACAAACCCUCGGAUCUGUCGCUUGAGUCUCUGCUACAGAAACGUGUAAAGCCCAUGUGCGAGCAACCUACUUUCUCCGGAGACUUGGAGAUCAACGUUGAAACAUCCACGCCGCUGAAUGAACCCCAAUAUCGAUUCUUUACGGACUUUAUUUAUCAAUGGACAUACAUUAUGGCAUUACCCUUCAAGACUGUUCAAUGCGCUUGUUAUUGCUCUCCUACAAAUUGCAGCAUGGGAUCUCGGAAUAAAGCCCGAACCCCCUGGCUUUUAUUUUCCUGAAUUUCGUGCACUCACUCAUGUCUUACCUUCAUUCUUCUGAAAAGAGUCGCUUGCCCAUAGGGAACAAUGGGGAGUAAAUUUGCCUCCUAAGAUAUUCGACAUGAUAUUCAAAAAGCUGAGCCCAAGAGACAUCCUAUCUCUAUGUCACAGCUCAUUUGCGACCGAAAAUUGGUCCUAUUCUUCGGUGCCCCAAUUUGGCGACCUCAAAGUGCGGCGCUCCGAGUCAUCGGUCCCGUGUUGCGGUUCCUUGGAUGAUCUGGAUGCUGGCGUUUGUUGCUACUCAUGUUACACAUGGAAACACAGAAAAUGCAUUGGCUUGGCGUCCCUCUCAUCUAAUAAGCGAUACCCUUGUCCCGAUUGCCAUGAGGGCAAAAAUUGUUCCAGUCUUGUCCCUGGCGGCAUUGCUCAGGCCACUGGACAAAGACCUCAAGACCCUGGGAUAUCACCUUGAUGGUCAUCCUGAUAGUCAUCCUGAUAGUUCAUGUUGGGUGUCAUGUUAAGGUUAACGGCUGUCCCAAGGCCCUUAAGCAACGUUUGCACUCGUCCACACGUCCUUUACCAGGAGUCUUACCGGCAUACGCGAUUGAUUCUGCGAUAUAUUUUGGGAGUGCAUUUUCCGGUCUAGCGUACGGAUUGGAAGAAGACUUGUCAUGCUAUCCGAAUCUUCUUUCUGUUCAUUAUCAAUUUCUUCUUGGAUCUACAUACCAUGAGAACUGUUGACGCAGGAUUUUUGCACGAUGAUAAAACCACACUGAGCAUCUAGCGGCCCAUUUUUUCCAGGACACAAAUGGAUUUAUUACCCGAAAGUACAAGUCUAGCGUACUUUAUGAUUGGUCGGGUCAUU